Molecule: messenger RNA, 1530 nt
Organism: Colletotrichum abscissum
Lineage: Eukaryota; Fungi; Ascomycota; Sordariomycetes; Glomerellales; Glomerellaceae
Product: ammonium transporter
Exons: 3
Coding region: 1-1530 (509 amino acids)
Biological process (GO): ammonium transmembrane transport
Cellular component (GO): plasma membrane
Molecular function (GO): ammonium channel activity
Source: RefSeq, a predicted model, not a curated record
AUGUCUUACACGCAUACUGGAGCUCCUACGGAGUUCAAUGGCACCAACGCCGAUUACGGUGGUGAUUCCACCACCACGAACCUGAACCAAUGGUACCAAUCCGGUGACCAGUCUUACAUUCUCGUCUCGGCCGCCAUGGUUCUGCUCAUGAUUCCCGGCAUCGCCUUUCUCUACUCCGGUCUCGCCCGCAGAAAGUCGGCCCUCUCCCAAUUGUGGGUGGUUAUGAUGAGCUUUUCAGUCAUCGUCUUCCAGUGGUACUUCUGGGGUUACUCUCUGGCCUUCAGCGAAACUGCCACCAACGGCUUCAUCGGUGAUCUUCGACACUUUGGCCUCAUGAAGGUUCUCGCUACUCCCUCCCAAGGCUCGCCUCUCGUUCCCGCCCUUCUCUACUCCUUCUACCAGAUGAUGUUCUGCGCCGUUACUGCCGCCCUCACUGCUGGUGCCACCGCCGAGCGCGGCCGAGUCAUUCCCUGCAUGGUCUUCAUCUUCUUCUGGGCCACCCUCGUCUACGCCCCCGUCGCCUGCUGGGCUUGGAACGCCAACGGCUGGGCCUUCAAGUACGGUGUUCUCGACUACGCCGGAGGCGGCCCCGUCGAGAUUGGUUCCGGCAUGUCGGCUCUCGCCUACUCCUGGGUUCUCGGCCGUCGCAACGAGAGAAUGAUGCUCAACUUCCGUCCCCACAACAUCUCCCUCAUCACUCUCGGCACCAUUCUUCUCUGGUUCGGAUGGUUGGGUUUCAACGGUGGUUCCGCUUUCGGUGCCAACCUCCGUGCCGCCAUGGCUUGCUGGAACUCCUGCUUGACCGCCAUGUUCGCCGCCAUGACCUGGUGCCUUCUCGAUUUCCGUCUGGCCAAGAAGUGGUCUCUCGUUGGCUGGUGCUCCGGCACCAUUUCCGGCCUCGUUGCCGCUACCCCUGCCUCCGGAGUCAUCACUCCGUGGGCUUCCAUCAUCCUCGGUGUUGUCGCUGGUGUUGCUUGCAACUUCGGCACCAAGAUCAAAUUCCUCCUCAAGAUUGACGACUCUCUCGAUGUCUUCGCCGAGCACGGUAUCGGCGGUAUUGUCGGUCUCAUUUUCAACGCCUUCUUCGCCUCCAGCUCGAUUAUCGGUCUCGACGGUGUCAACAUGGGAGUCUCCGGCGGCUGGGUUGACGGCAACUACAAGCUCAUGUACAUCCAAAUCGCCUACAUUGUCGCCUGCUGCGCCUACACUUUCGUCAUGUCUGCCAUCCUGGCCAAGGCCAUCGACAUGAUUCCUGGCCUGAAGCUCCGCGCUUCCGAGGAGGCCGAGCUCCUGGGUAUGGACGACGACCAGCACGGUGAAUUCUCUUACGACUACGUCGAGGUUCGCCGCGACUUCCUUGCCUGGACCCCUCACCAGGCCGAGCCCGCCGGAGAGGGAAAGUUCAUUCCCCAGCACGGAAUUGAGGAGCAUCAGCACAUGGCCAACAAUGGAGCAAGCAGCGGAUCAGACGAGCCCAAGCCUGCGACGCCCCAAGGCGAGAUCAGGAGCGAGAAGGCUCCUUCUCUGUAA